Punica granatum (pomegranate) is the source of this 1675-nucleotide messenger RNA. The record is from RefSeq and is a predicted model, not a curated record. NCBI's taxonomy places the organism in Eukaryota, Viridiplantae, Streptophyta, Magnoliopsida, Myrtales, Lythraceae.
GAUGUGGGACUGAGAAAUGCUCUGCAAACGCCCAGCGAGAACAGAGAACACGAAUAAAGACAAAGACGACGACGACGACGACAACCCUUCUCUCUCUCUCUCUCUUUCUAGCCUUCUUUCUUUCGAGACCCAUAACCUCAGAUUCUCCGAGCCGUCCAAGAUAUUCCAUAUGGGCAUCUCUGAAACCCCCUGAAAGUCCGUCAAGAUGGAGAUGGUGAAGUAGCUCUGCUUCAUUCCGUAUUCAAGACUGGGCAUAUGUUGGUUGCUUCUUGCCUCCAAGAAUGGCGAUCAGAGUUGGUCCCUCCUCCGUUUCCUGUGUUGCUUCACCUGUUUCUUCUCCCUUCAAGCCCAGGAACUUGCAGGUAAUACUCUUUGAUGUUCUUCUGUGAGGUUUAUUGGCGAAGCGCAUUGGCUGGCUGCUUCACUAGGGAUGCUCUUGGAGUGAGCUCGUCAGCAAUUUUCAGAAAUAGAGCAUGAGAAAGCUGAGGUUAUUGAGGAUACCAUAUGGAAGCCGGCCAUAUGAUGCCCACUGGGUUAGUGAUGUCAAAGUCAAAUCUUACCACUUCCUGCCUGCAGUUCGGAAAUUGAAGAGAAUAUUCCCAAUAGUUAGGAGUACCAUCUCUGCAGUUCCAGGAGAAGAGCCACAAUCUGAUGAGCUUGAAUCAGAUGCGGCAGAGCAGGAAAGUUUCCAACCGGAUUCUGAUGAUUCCCUUCCUUCAAGCAGUUCAUAUGUCCAGUUCGAGGGAUCUGAUGGAAGGCCGGGCUUUGUAUCAUUCUAUAAUCGGCCAUAUGGGAGAGACAAAGAAGCUCUCACAUUUUAUCCAGAGAAGGAUCAGAACAACUGGCAAUGGUUCCUUGGCCCAACUGUACUUGUGACCUCCUUCAUUCUGCCUUCACUCUAUCUCCGCAGGAUACUCUCUACCAUAUUCGAAGACUCCCUGCUGACAGAUUUCCUGAUAUUGUUCUUCACAGAAGCUUUAUUCUACUGUGGGGUGGCAAUCUUUCUUCUGAUUAUAGACCGCGUGAGGAGGUCUAUAGCAUUUGAUUCGGCCGAUGCUCACCAACGUACUUCUCUUCAGUUUGGGCAGCGAAUUUCUUCUGUUGCUACUCUUGUACUUAGCCUCAUAAUCCCUAUGGUGACCAUGGGCUUUGUGUGGCCAUGGACCGGCCCUGCAGCUUCUGCUGCUCUUGCUCCGUAUCUAGUAGGAAUUGUUGUCCAGUUUGCAUUUGAACAGUGUGCUCGGUACAAGAAAUCACCUUCAUUGGCUGUGAUUCCAAUCGUAUUUCAGGUUUAUCGAUUGCACCAACUAAAUCGAGCGGCCCAGCUGGUGACUGCUCUAUCCUUUACCAUCAGAGGAGCAGAGAUGACUUCACACAACUUGGCAAUAAACAGCUCUUUGGGAACUCUCCUGAACGUCCUUCAGUUUCUCGGGUUAAUAUGCAUUUGGUCACUCUCGAGCUUCCUCAUGAGAUUCUUCCCUUCCACCACGGACUAAACAGGAGCACAACCGAAGCAGCAGUAAAUUCUCUGUUCUUUAUGGUUUUUUCCCUCUCUUGAAUAUCUAGAAAAUAGUUCGACUUCACAAUUGGACAUGGUGGAAAGUAAUGUUGUUGAGCAAUUCUUGGUGCAUCUUUCAUACGGCCUUUUAAUGGAAAUUCUUUCCCUUGAUUUCGA